Messenger RNA from Funneliformis caledonium, 243 nucleotides. The record is from the annotation of a GenBank genome assembly. Lineage: Eukaryota; Fungi; Glomeromycota; Glomeromycetes; Glomerales; Glomeraceae.
AUGUCAUUAACAUUGGAACAUGUACGAAGGAAAUCGCCCGAAAAACCUAGACGUAGGGUCAAGUUUUCAAACGAGAACACGAAAGAUCUGCAACCUUCUGCUCGAAAGAAGGUCAGAAAAUUGACAACAAAGCAAAAGUUGAUCAAACAAAGUUUUGAACUUCGCAAGAAAUUUGAAGAGUUAUCUUCAGAAUGGCAAGAAAAGUUAUUCGAUACCGUUGAUAUAAACGUUUUGCGAGAAUCG